This is a messenger RNA of Saccostrea cuccullata (small rock oyster), 2415 nucleotides long. RefSeq names its product intermembrane lipid transfer protein VPS13D-like. Gene Ontology annotation, cellular component: extrinsic component of membrane. Gene Ontology annotation, biological process: protein retention in Golgi apparatus; protein targeting to vacuole; mitochondrion organization. The transcript has 16 exons. Bases 265 to 2415 code for a protein of 716 amino acids. Lineage: Eukaryota; Metazoa; Mollusca; Bivalvia; Ostreida; Ostreidae. The record is from RefSeq and is a predicted model, not a curated record.
CUUUAUACAUGUACAGGUAAAUUUAAUAUCAUGGAAAUCCCAGCCAAUGGAACCUUACCACUUCCACUGCCAUAUGUGUCUUCCAUGCUCUAUGUCAGGCCAUCUGAUUGGCCGGUCAAGUAUUGCAAUCAACCAAUCCAAUGGCAGCAUGUUGGUCUGGCAGGGGAAGUCAAGGAGAGAAUAAUGAAAUGUAUCUCUUCUGAAGGGAAUGGAGUUUAUAGAUUCUGUGUGUCGGUCAAGCGGGAGAACUAAACUGAGAAGUUAAUGACAGAGGACUCGAGUUUGAUUCUACCAGGACACACUGUAUCCAUCCGUCCAGCUGUGAUCAUUCGUAACCUGCUGCCCAUAGAGCUGAGGUACUACAUCAAAGACACACAGAUCUGUGGAACAGUGAAGACAGGAGAGAAGGCCUACCUACAUGCUGCAGACCCCCAGCAGGCGAUGGAGCUGGGACUGAAUCUGGAGAACUUCCCAACCUGUAAAGAGUUGGUGGUUCCCCCCGUCACCACCGGCCCCCAGUACCACAAGGUUAAGAUUCGUCUGUACGACACCAAGAAACGACUGCUGGAGUUACUCAUCAAAAUCAUCUUCAGGAAGGGAGGAUCAGUCUCGAUCCAUGUGACGGCCCCUUACUGGUUGGUCAACAAGUCGGGGCUCCCCCUGGUGUUCAGACAGUUCAGACCGGACUUCUCCCAGGAGGUCGCCUCGGGACAGUACGAAGAACAUGAACUAGCCCGCUCUGUCACCCCGCUACUCUUCUGUAACGCCGAGAAGGACCUGCCCAACCUAUGUACAAUGAGAGUAGGAAAGUCAGUCCAGGGCCCAGACAGUGUCCCUGUGUGGUGUAAGCGGUUCUCCUUGGAGAGUGGUACUGGCAUGAGGAGACUGAAUGUGGUUCCCAAGACUGGCAACCGCCCAGACUGGGUGUACAACAUUGGUAUAGGGGUUCACCAAGGGAAGGGACUCUACGCUGACACAAACAUUGUUACCUUUGCCCCCUUGUAUGAAAUUGACAACCAAUCAAGUCACAGAUUAGCAAUCGCUCAGAGACAUCUUGUCCAAACUGAAACAAUGAAGUUAGACUCCUGUUUGAUUGCCCUUCCACAAUGUAAGCUUCCAUUUCAUUGGCCAAGACUUGACCUUGAUCAGUUGUUAUGUGUAAAUCUAUUGGAUGUUGGAUCUUCCUCCUGGUCAGGUGGAUUUAGAAUCGACAAAACAGAUUCUUUCCACAUUAAUAUAAGGGAUGAUCAGAACGUGAGUCAUCUGCUGAAGGUGGAGAUUGUGAUGGAGGGACCCACCUACUUCAUCGUGUUUGGGGACGCAGGGGAAGUCCCCCCUCCUAUCAGAAUCGACAACUGGGCUGAAAUUCCAGUGGAAUAUUUCCAAAGUGACACAACAGAACAGAAGCUGAAAGCUUUUGUUCAACCUCGUGUACAAUUACCUUAUGCCUGGGAUGAACCAAUGUUGAGUCACUCAAUAACACUGAGAGUAAAGGGAGGAACUAGUGCCACCUACAAUAUGGACAAACUGGAGGAAGGGAAGCAACUCUGUUAUCCCAACUUUAUUUACCUCAGAGCAUCAGCUACAUUUGCAAGAAGGCCAGCACAGGAUAGUCCUCACACAGAAUUGGUUUUAGAAGUUGUUCAAGAUCAGUACAUCAAAUUUUGUAAAAAGGAGAUUGGUAAUCGUAACCAGUUAUGGAGAAUGACCAGCGGGGGCAUGUUAGAACACGAGGGGUCGAUAUCUCCCCGUGACCCCCACAAUCGGUCCUCCUACCCCUCAGGGAAGAGUAUGGUACUGGACAUAGAUGACAUCGCCCCCAGACCAGGGAGGAUUGUCCCCCUCACCCUCAGAAAACGAGACGAGCGCAGGAAAGCCACACAGACCUGGAAGUUCACAGAGGAUGGUCGAUUGUGCUGUGUUGAUGGUGCGAUGUGUGUACAGACCCUGGGAGGGGGGGAGUGUCUGAGGGACUCCGCUGUAGCUGUGGUGGGGCCUGGUCCCCCCUCAGGGAGGAGUGUCCCCGCCCACAUGAAGAUUGACAGACAGAGGCUCCUCCCAGGGUCAGGCUGUCUCGCUGUCAGGACCGUCAUGGAUGGACCAAUCAGAGUGCUGCAAAUCACCGAUGUCUCUCAAGGAUCUGUUGCUGAAGUAACAAAGAACUACCAAGACUGGGUUGUUUGUGAAGAAGAUAAGGUGGCUAAGAUAGAAGAUAAAUCAGUAGAGAAGAAAUCAAGCUUAGAGAUUUGUUUGAGUCUGAAGGGUGGAUUGGGUUUAUCUCUGGUGAAUUACAGACCUGAGGAGCUGGUCUAUAUCUCACUACAGAACAUCUCUCUGGACUACAUCUCUAACCCUAAUUACAUGACCGUGGAUGUAGCUGUAGCCAAUGUGCAGGUAUGUAAAAGACAAAUUUGA